This is a messenger RNA of Talaromyces atroroseus, 4233 nucleotides long. RefSeq lists its product as hypothetical. The coding region runs from base 1 to 4233 and encodes 1410 amino acids. The transcript is spliced from 3 exons. Gene Ontology annotation, biological process: regulation of ARF protein signal transduction. The record is from RefSeq and is a predicted model, not a curated record. Lineage: Eukaryota; Fungi; Ascomycota; Eurotiomycetes; Eurotiales; Trichocomaceae. Gene Ontology annotation, molecular function: guanyl-nucleotide exchange factor activity.
AUGCAUAGACUCCGAGCUAGACUCGCCUCUCCGGAUGGAAAUGAUAAUAAGCGAUACAGCUUGAUAUUUGCUCCUCAAGCGCGCCGCAGUGAACACGUUCCUCGUCCGCCGCCGUCACCUCAAAUAGACCGGCGUCUAUCGGACUCCGGUCCCCGUCCUAAUCCAGACGGCCCAGGCUUAGAUGACACGAAAUCAGAGAAGCACGAUAUUUCCGAGCGUGAUGAUUCCAACCAUGGCAGCGGCAAUACCAAUAUGUCUGCUACUAGCACAUCCGAGAAAAGUGCAUCGAUGAAAAGGAAUCGGUUCAAUGUGCUUCGCUUUCGUCAUGCGUCUGACCCUCAGCUGUCAGCUUCAUAUGCGCAAGGCGAAAUGGAUGUACCGCCAGUGCCUCACGUCCCUCCACCAACAAUCAUCACGACGGCGCCAACGAGCUCUAACCUGGAGAAGUCUGUGCGAAAAGGCAAGCUAAGGCUUCCACUUUCAAGAAAGCCGUCAAAAGAAGCAAUAGGUCAUGGUAAUGCCAGCGGGCCUGGCCAUGCGAAGACUCCAGUUUCUCAAGCUCUCGGCGGCCAUUCCCGCCCCAGCCAUGAAGAGCCCGGCCGACUCUCUACUUCUACCUACCAAAGCGGAACCACAAUUAAUCCGUCUGAGCAGGAUGCACAUGCCUCUGAAUCGUCUAGAUCAGAGCAGGGCUCAGUUGACAGAGGCGACGCUCCACAUCCCACUAAACGACUACAUAUGCCUCGCCUAAUGAAAAGCCGCGCCAACUUGUUCCCUGUGUCUGUCAAACUCCCUCCACCGGCCACUAGCGUUCCUCAAAGUGGUCGCCAGUCUCCAACUUCCAAUGGCGGCCUUAGUGAAAGGACUUCAACGGAUCCUAUCACGCCAGAGGAAGAUCAUAUCUCACCGCUACCAUCCCCUACACAGUCUUCUGCCAAGUUAUCGUCAUCUCCAAAAGCCACCAAUCAACCCUAUCUCUUUCGUAAGGAUUCUACUACUUCGGCUCGAUCAGGACAUUCGGCGUCAUCGGCCAAGGGCCGCGUAAGACGGCGGGGGCGGUCAUCGACCUUGAACUCCCUCAUUGAUGCCUCUCGCAAUGGAGAUGACUCUAAUAAUUCUUCAUCCAAUGUGCCAUCCGGCCGUAAUUCGACGUCUACGAAUGGACGGAAGAGUUUUGGCGAUAUAUUCAAUUUAAGCAAUCGACUACGACAAAACUCGGAGCUUUCGAGUCCUCGAGAUGGCCACACCAGCCCUCGAGCUCCGGAAACCCCUCGCUCAGAAUCCAAACUUGGUUCAUCAGCGGCCUCCCGGAACAUUACUAUGUAUCCAGAACGAGAAGAGGACGACACACCUGCGACCUAUCUAUCCAAACUUCAAGAGACGGUCUAUAAAGGAGCGAUCGGUACGAUAUUAUCCAAAUCCGACGAUGAAUUUUAUAAGGUUGCCCUACGGAAGUUCAUGAGAACUUUUGCUUUUUUUGGUGAGCCCAUUGAUAUGGCAAUCCGCAAACUACUCAUGGAAGCGGAAUUGCCAAAAGAAACCCAGCAAAUCGACAGAUUUUUGCAAGGAUUUGCGGACCGUUACUAUGAGUGUAACCCUGGAAUUUUUGCUACUACAGACCAAACAUACUUCAUAGCAUUUUCUAUUCUAAUCUUGCACACCGACGUUUUCAACAAAAACAAUAAAAGGAAGAUGCAAAAGCAGGAUUAUGUCAAGAAUUCACGCAUUGAUGGGGUUUCUGAAGAUAUUCUUGAAUGCUUCUAUGAAAAUAUCUCCUACACUCCAUUCAUCCAUGUGGAAGAUGAAUUAAAUAUCAAUGCCAGACAGGCUCCGAGGCGAAGAGCGCUCUUGAAAGUGGCAAGCACUGAUCACCUAACAAGAGCGUCAACUCAGCCUGUUGACCCUUACGCCGUCAUACUAGAUGGCAAGUUAGAUACCUUGCGACCAAGCUUGAAAGAAGUGAUGAACAUUGAUGAUCCAUACAGCUUUCCUGAUGCGGAUGGGUUUAAAGAUAUUGAAGCUCUACAUCAAGCCUUCUCCAGAUCUGCUAUCCUUCAAAUUGUGUCAGCACGCUCUCGACCCGACGCUUUUAUGACAUCAACAAACAUGGAAGACUCGGCUAACUCGCAACCCGGCUUGGUUGAUAUUAAGGUCGUCAAAGUUGGCCUACUAUGGCGCAAAGACCCAAGAAAGAAGAGGGCUCGCUCACCAUGGCAAGAAUGGGGUGCUCUUCUAACAUCGUCACAACUGUACUUCUUCCGCGAUCUCUAUUGGACUAAAUCCCUGAUGUCGCAGUAUGAAAACCAGCACAGACGCGGGUCACGGUUGCCUGUUGUUUUUACACCUCCUAUCACCGAUUUCAAGCCGGAUGCUAUCAUGUCAACUUCAGACGCAGUAGGACUUAUUGAUUCAAGUUAUAAGAGGCACAAGCAUGCUUUCCUCCUAGUCCGCCACAACGGGCUGGAAGAGGUCUUUCUUGCCAACUCGGAUGCUGAUAUGAAUGAUUGGCUGGCAAAGUUGAAUUAUGCUGCAACAUUCAGAAAUACGGGCGUGUCCCUGAAAGCCACAGUUGGAGCUCGAUAUGAAGGUCAAAAACAUCAGAACCUCCCACGUAUCGAUUCCAGCUUGUCAGAGUUAUCAACAUCACAGCUGCAUUCUGAAUCACAGCCUGCUGCCGCUGACAAUGAUGCCAAGGAAUACGUUGACCCUCAUCUUGCUGAGGAAAUGUCUGCUGCACGCCAGGAAUUAAUGGCCAGAAGGAUCUCUGAAUUAGAUGAAAAAAUGCUUGAUUAUCAGAAACAGCUUGAUGAUCUUCUUCGGAACGCUAGACAUCUUCAGCUGUUAACCCCGGUAAAUACUAGGGCACGAGAACAUGUCAUUCUGGCUGCUGGCCGUAUGGCUGCUAAACUCAGAUGGGUGCGGUUGGAUCUGUGGCGAACGAAAUGCUACAGCCAUUUCUUGUCAUUGGAUCUUGGUCUAGACCAUAACUCGCCUCGCGAUGCGCAGAAGCGAAUCUCGCUGACGACCACCAAGCCAGCUUCCCCUAGGCCAAGUCAUACAUCUUUAGCAAGACUCGGUUCUGUCCACUCUGUCUCCACUAUUUCUCCAGGAAAUGAGAACAAUCCUCUUAGUCCUACAUCACCAGUUUCGUCGGAAGCACCUAAUGGGCCAAACGAGUUCCUAUCUCCUCUUUCAGCUGACCGCCCCCAGUUGAGUCUGAGCCCAUCGAUUAUAUCAUCUGAGCCUCAAGAUGAGAAACAGCAGGCUGUCUCGCCAAUGUCUGAUUUAUCAGGUACCUUUCUCGGUAAUGGUUCUUUUGAAGCACUGCACAGAGAACCGUCGGUUUUAAGCUCCGGAAGUUCGGCAAUCCCAACAAAUCCAUCCAACGUCGAAGAUGGUGAAGAUCGUGUGCUUCGUGAAGCUGGAAUCCUUGGUAUUGAUGGAGCUGUGGACUCGCCAAAACUUUCUGCUAGAUCGGUGAACGAGUCAGAGACUUCUGAGAAGCAGAAUGACGAAAAGCUGGAGUCCAUUACUGGAGAUCUUCGUAACAUGCAUCAUCGUCGCAGUCUGCAACGAACCUUGAGAGAUCCUUCUCACCACAAGCCAACUCAUCAACGCAGUAAGAAAGGCAAAGACUCCUCAUCGAGUACUCCUUUGGUGGACAAUGGUAGUGGUAGCGGUGAUAGCGAAGUUCUAUCUAGGAACCAUGCAAGCUUCACUCUGCAUGGAAAGAAAGCCUCGGUUAUUACAUUUGGUUCAGAAUGGCAGAACAUCCCUCCCGAGGAAAGGUUGAAGUUGCGCAAGCCUGCAGCAUCUGAUGAGGCGAAAACAUCCGAAACGAAUCUGUCUAGCGACGCUCGCGGAUCGAUUAGUUCUGCAUCGGUCCAUAGUGGGCGACCGCAAUCAAUACGCAGUGCCAGCACAGCGACUGCACGAAGCUCUCGCUUUCCAGAUAGCAUGUCUGCAGGCAGCGGCAUCCCCGAAAUACCAUCAUUAGAUGCCCCCGCAGAAGAGGAACAGCCACGGUCAGAGAAUCACUCUAAACAGGAUCAGGAAAACGGGAAUAACGACAAUGAGCUUUCAAUCUUGGAAAACGCUUCCUCGACGCCGUCAUCAGCCACUACUGCUACUACCACCAACGACAAUUUCACCAGUCGAGAGACAGUUGAACAGAUACCAGCAGCCCAAGAGAAGCCGCAACUCAACCCCCAGGAGCAAGCCGUGGGCGCGUGA